Molecule: messenger RNA, 1080 nt
Organism: Lolium perenne
Lineage: Eukaryota; Viridiplantae; Streptophyta; Magnoliopsida; Poales; Poaceae
Product: E3 ubiquitin-protein ligase UPL6-like
Biological process (GO): ubiquitin-dependent protein catabolic process; protein polyubiquitination
Molecular function (GO): ubiquitin protein ligase activity
Source: RefSeq, a predicted model, not a curated record
AUGUCAUACGAGAGCUAUCCGUUCAGGGCACCACCCUCAGCUCUGUUAAGAAAAUCGAGACACUGGAAGGUUGUGCAGUUAAGGCGUUUGGAAGCUCGAGAAUCAUUUUGCCGCACCCUGUCCACAUUAGUCCAGAAUGUGGACUGGAACUGUUUUGGGCCAGAUUCUGAUUUUCUUGGUCAACUGCUGUUCUUCUUCAAUGCAAAGCGAGGAGAGGAUGUUGACAUGCUUUGUAAAAUCUGCGACAUCCUUCUGCUCUACGUUAGAUCUGAUGGGGAUCUGGUGAGUCUCUUUGCUGGUGUAGAUAGCUCCAGAGUGAAAUCUGUCGUGGUUUACAGGUUGAGGAAACUUGCGUUUAUCUGUCUACAUGCUCUCCAUGAGAAGAGGUUUGAUUGGGCAUCAUCAGAAAUCAAACCAAUCCCCUUUCACCAAUUACUAGAAUUUGCAGUGUGCUUAAUGAAUCCAAACUUUCAAUGGAGCUGUGAAAUUGUUGAAUAUCUUCAAAUGAAGAAGGUUAAUUGUUUCUUUCGAGGGGUUAUUGCUGCUCUACUGCAAAGUGAAAGGCAUACAAAGUAUCUUGAUUGUUCAUCUGCACUGAGUAAGAUCCUCACACUUGUUGCUUCACAUGUUGGCAAUUAUAGUUGUCAUUGUUCGAGUGUGGAUCCAAGAUGGAGCUUUUCAUCACAAAUUCUGUCCAUCCCUUCUCUGUGGCACAGUUUACCAGAUUUUAAGAAGGCUUUCUGUAGUAAUGGAUUUAUCUCAAAUUAUAUCCUUGAGAUAGCAUCUUGUGCUGAUGUUCUUCCAACGGACAUACUGGCUAAUCAUCCUGGACAAGCAUGCCUCCUUGCCAAUGUACUUGAAACUGCAACCUGGAUUUUGUCUGAACCAGACUUCGCUCCUGAAAGCAGAGCUGAAAUCAUUGGCCUUUGUACAUCACUGCUGGAUGGAUUCCCAAAAAUCACAUCACCUAUAUUGACAGUAAGUCAUUUACAUGUAAAGCAGAACAACAUUCCAUCUCUUUGCAUUGUAGUUAGCUAUAUAUGCAGCAUUUGUGUUCCAUUUCUCUGGAGGUCUUCAUGA